CGAGCCGCCAUAGGUUCUUCUCUACACUCUAGACUACUCCGCUCUUUUGCUUUAUGCCAGGUCGCACAACGAGCGCACCCUCUCACGUUCAUUGCUCUCGUAACGUUUACAAAGGACAAGUGAAAGGUCCGUGCUACUCUAUGCUACUCUACAACUUACUUUAGGAGUUUCCCCACGGCACCGCAAAGUGUUUCUCGGGACACGACUUGUGUAUGUCUGUUAGCCAGGAUGUUUCAUAGGAGUGAAAACCUAAAAUAUUUACUGAGCCUUGUCCCGGGUAAACGUCGUCUUGGGACGUACAGGUUCCUUCCUAUCUUCUUUUGCAUCGGAGGGGUCAUGGAGUGGAUCAUGAUCAACGUGAGGAUAGGAAGAGAGACUUUCUAUGAUGUCUACCGAAGAAAAAAAUCAGAACGGGAGUUCCAGCAGAAGAUAGCUGAUGGACUGAUAGCUGUCAAUGAUCCUGCAGCCAAGUGAACGAUGGUCGGAUUUGGUGUGGCCUUCACAUGUGUCGUCGAAGGACACAUUCUUGGACUCUCGCUCCCUUACUUGUUUCAAACAGGCUGGAGUAAACCUCAUACCAUGUUACUGGGUUACAACAACAACCGUGUCACAGUUAUGAGUCAAGAGUGAAAGUCUGAUGGAUAAAUCUCUUCCAACAUGCAGGUUUUAUUGUUUAUAUGGUCUUUGGUUUAAGAAACAUUAGCAACACAGCAGUGAUAAUAUGACUAGUGUGAGAUCAAGCCUGGAGAAAAAAAAAAUCACAACAGUGGUCUCAUUUGUUCAUGAUAACCAUACCCAGGUCUCAGUAUUGGUUUGGCUAUAAAUCUGUUGAUCUGUCAUGUUGAAAACAAUGCAUAGCACCUGCCAAGACAGAACAGUCUCAGCCAAAUUGUAAGUAAAGAAAAAAUACAAAAAGAACCUUUUUGUAUUUAUAGACAUCUUGGAUGAUUUUGCACAGAUGUUUCUCAUUACAUCUGUUCUAUAAUCAUAUGACUUCUGUCUAAUUAUAAAAAUAACUGUUCCGUUGUCCUGAAAUGUAUUGUGGAUUUAAGUGUAUAAAAUGUAACUUAAGAACUG
Xiphias gladius (swordfish) is the source of this 1077-nucleotide messenger RNA. Its product is annotated as small integral membrane protein 4. The record is from RefSeq and is a predicted model, not a curated record. Bases 229 to 474 code for a protein of 81 amino acids. NCBI's taxonomy places the organism in Eukaryota, Metazoa, Chordata, Actinopteri, Istiophoriformes, Xiphiidae. The transcript has 2 exons.